AAGCUGCCAUGACGCGAGUCGAAACGCGAUGUCCACCUCAAACCCUAAUUAAACAAAACCACGCUAAUUUGUACCGGUUCCUCUCAGUUAUAGUCAUCGCAGGGUUGACCGCAGCAACCUACUUUGUAGUGAAGAGACCAGCGGACUCUCUGGGUGACCCAUCAGACCAGUACGUGGUGAAAAAGAUCCCGCGGGUUUACACUAAGUUGGAAGGCGUAGAUCCUGAGGAGCGGGAGGUGUUUCAAGGAUUCCGCACCUCGUUUUUGCCUCAUGAGGAAAUCGUGCUCGCCAGAACACAUUCGAAGGCUAAAAAAGAGAUCUACGAAGGUAAUGUGACUAGUGACAUAUUAAUAUGGGGCAGUUCAGAUAAACAGCAUGGAACUCCGACGAGGGUGAAGCGAAGGAGUCACUUUACGUUUACUUCACAGGAUUACGAUCACGAAAUCCCUACUCACAAACACAAAGCGGAAGGUAAAGAGGAUGACAACGAAGAUAUUGAAAGUGAAAGCGAGGAUGAGGAAUAUAAUUUAUCAGAUAGUAUUGUUUAUAGUGACAAUGACGACGAUGAAAAUAUUGAGAGCGUGGUCCACCCCGAAACGCGCGUGGACCGAGGACCUUUUGAUGAUGUAGUGGAACAAAUCCGAGGACAACCCGAACUAGAAGAAGAAGAAAUGGUAUCCUCAGCGCACAUUUAUAAGCCUACCAGGUCUUAUACAGGCAUUCAUGCAUUUUGGAAAGGGCAAGGCGAUAAGGAAACUAUCAGGAACACACAAGCUAACAUAAUGAAGCAAUAUAUGGAUGCUGAAGCUGACCCUUGUCAUGAUUUCUAUCAAUACGCUUGUGGAAACUGGCCGGCUCUGAAUCCCAUACCUGCGGACAAGGCUGGCUACGACACUUUCGAAAUGUUAAGAGAAAACUUAGAUACCGUUCUGAAGGAUCUUUUGGAAUUCAAAAAGAAUGAAAAAGUAAAAAGUGUGUAUCCAGGACCACGACUGGAUAUGGAAGACAAUUUCCUAAAACACAUUUAUCCCAAAAAACCUUCACCGGAACUUGAUAAUCUGUAUGUCGAUGUAAUUGAAGAUGGUUCAAGAGAAAUACUAAACAAAACAGCUAUAGAAGAGAACCGAUACCAAAUGAAUACGAAAGCGGAUAAAUCAGAAAUUGUCAACCGUAUUCGUAGAUUUUUAGAUAAGAAGUCAAAACUAUUCAUGAAACCUGUGUCUGAAAUGAAGUACAAAUUACACAAGUACUUACAUAGAAAUAAGAAUCAGCAUAAAACUAAAAAGAAUCACGAAGAAGAAAAGACUAAAAACAUGUUUGUGUAUUCUAAAAGCAUUAGAAAAAGAUCAACAAUGAAUCGUUAUCAUAAUAGUAGAAAACUGUUAGCUUUAACAAGAAACGAUAAAAAUAAACAAUUUAAACCAAAAAGAGAAAUCAUGAUUACAACUGAAGUUAUUUUCAAGAAAGUUGAUACUAAAGAACCUCCUGAUCCCGCGAAUGGAGAUGCUACAUUAAAAGCUAGAUUUUUAUUUAAAUCUUGCAUGAACUAUGAAAUUCUACAAAAACGUGGCCAUCAACCACUCUUGGACUUACUGGAUCUAUUAGGUGGAUGGCCUAUUUUGAACCGCAACUGGAAUUCGAGCAACUUUGAUUGGCUUGAGUUGAUGGCAAAACUGCGUUUGUACAACAACGAUAUUUUGAUCUCGGAAUGGGUCGGUCCGGAUAUCAAGAAUUCUGAUGAGUUCGUUAUUCAAUUUGACCAGACAAGUUUAGGUUUACCAACGAGAGAUUAUUUUCUUCAAGAUGCCAAUAAAGUUUAUUUGAAUGCUUACAAAAGUUAUCUCAUCAAAAUAGCAAGGCUAUUGGGCGGAGAUCCAGCUUACGUUCAAACCAGUGCCGAUCAACUUAUCGACUUUGAAAUCAGGCUAGCCAAAAUAACAUCAGCUCCAGAAGACAGACGUAACGUAUCAGAACUGUACAAGCGAAUGCCUCUUCACAAGCUUGAGGAGUUGGUGCCAGAAGUAAGGUGGCGCAGGUACCUCUGCAUCGUGAUGAACCGUACGGUGCAUUCUAAUGAAACAGUGGUCUUAUUUGCUCUUAGCUACGUCAGGCAUUUAGUUCAACUAAUAGAGCACACCGAUCCAAGCAUUUUGUCAAAUUACUUGUUAUGGCGGUUCGUAAGACACCGAGUGAACAACCUGGACGACCGCUUCCAAUCAGCUAAACAACAAUUCUACUUCAUACUAUUCGGCCGAGAACAGGCGCCACCUAGAUGGAAGAACUGCAUAUCCCAAGUGAACUCCAACAUGGGCAUGGCCCUUGGUUCCAUGUUUGUGAGAAAAUAUUUCGACGAGAUGAGCAAAAAUGACACACUGACUAUGACGAGGGAGAUACAGCAGUCUUUCAGGGAACUGCUGCACUUGACCGACUGGAUAGACGACAAAACGAAGAACCUAGCCGCUUUGAAAGUAGAUGCCAUGAUGCUGCGGAUAGGGUAUCCUGACUUUAUCCUGAAUAAACAAGAGCUAGAUGACAGGUAUAAAGAGGUGAAGAUCCAUCCGGAUAAAUACUUUGAGAACAUUUUGAAUAUACUCCAGCAUUUGACUAAAAUGGAGCAAUCUCGUAUUGGGCAGCCAGUGAACAAGACCCUUUGGAACACAGCACCUGCUGUGGUGAAUGCCUACUAUAGUCGCAAUAAGAACCAAAUCAUGUUUCCUGCAGGAAUACUCCAACCACCAUUCUAUCACAGACAUUUUCCAAGAUCCCUCAACUAUGGAGGCAUUGGUGUGGUCAUCGGACAUGAAAUUACUCACGGCUUCGACGACAAAGGCAGACUCUUCGACUGCGACGGUAACCUCCAUCGCUGGUGGUCUGACUCUGCAAUCGAAGCUUUCCACCGCAGAGCACAAUGCCUCAUUGAUCAGUAUGGCCAGUACGUCGUUCCUGAAGUCAAUAUGAAGCUGGACGGAGUUAAUACACAGGGAGAGAACAUAGCUGACAAUGGCGGAGUGAAGCAAGCAUUUAGGGCGUAUCUACACUGGCUGCAGAAGAAUGGAGAUAAAGGGGAAACCUUACCUGGCUUAAACCACACACACACCCAACUCUUCUUCUUGAAUUUUGCACAGGUUUGGUGUGGGGCGAUGCGACCUGAGGCUAUGCGAAACAAGCUAAAGACAGCUGUACACUCUCCAGGACGUUUUAGAGUCAUCGGGACUUUGUCAAAUUCGCACGACUUUGCUCGAGAGUUCCGAUGCCCGCCAGGGUCACCCAUGAACCCCACCCAUAAGUGCACGGUGUGGUAAAACUCUAACCAGAAAAUCCAUUAAAUAAUUAAGAAAAACUGAUGUAGUUUGGUAGAUUUUGAAUUGAUUUGAGAAUCUCAAAUUCACCAAAGUGCAUUAUCGGCCCGACCUAAAUGAAAUCAACGAAUUUAAAUGCUUAAGGUAAUGAUAGUGGUUACAAAAUACGAGUACCUAAUGGCAAACCUUCCUUCUGUGAUAAUGAUUUUUAAUACGUAAGGUAACAAUAAUUUUCUAGUGUCUUUACUUAUUAUUAUAGGAUUUAUACUAACCUGUCGUUUAAUUAAAACUAAGUUGAUUGCAUCAACAUUUUAGAGAUUUUAACUGUAGGAGUUAUUGAUAUUUGCUACGGUAGAUUUAUUUGAUGGUACAUGUUUUACCUUAUGCUAUUUGUUAAGUAUUGUUUUAUCAAUAAAAAUAGAAUUGAAUGACUA
This is a messenger RNA of Ostrinia nubilalis (European corn borer), 3733 nucleotides long. RefSeq names its product neprilysin-4-like (gene Nep4). Gene Ontology annotation, biological process: protein processing. The record is from RefSeq and is a predicted model, not a curated record. The transcript is spliced from 13 exons. Gene Ontology annotation, molecular function: metalloendopeptidase activity. Gene Ontology annotation, cellular component: plasma membrane. The coding region runs from base 9 to 3302 and encodes 1097 amino acids. NCBI's taxonomy places the organism in Eukaryota, Metazoa, Arthropoda, Insecta, Lepidoptera, Crambidae.